GCCAGUUACACAGUCAGUAUGCCACUGGAACGCGUAACGUGAGGGUGUACUAUAAUAACGCUAACGGUCGGGGUAACUUGUGUUUCGGAUCCCCGUCUGGAUUCUGGAAGUUGUUCCUGGAACUGACGUCUUCGAAGGUAUAAAGAUGACUAUCAACGGUUUUAAAUGGGUCCAUCGAUUCUGGAAAGAUCUGAUCAACACGCGGUUCAUACCUGUCAAGGUCCUGUUCUUCAUCAUCUAUGGAGCAUCAAUGGCCAUGUUCCCAUUCCUGACCCUGCAGGCGAGGUCGCUGGGAAUCAACGAGCAGGAGCUGGGAAUCGUCUACGGCGCCAUCCCGGUCAUCGCCAUCCUGGGGCCUCCUCUGACCGGAAUAGUGGCGGACAAGAUUGGCAAUUUCAAAUACUUCCUGAGCCUCACGAUGGCCGCCAGCGGCUUCGCCUCGCUGAUCUUCCCGGCCGUGCCCAUGGCGCGCAGGAUCGUCGACCUCCCGGAGGACCUGCCCAUGAGGUUGACCUGCGGCGCGGCGCUCUCCCUGGAACCCGUCCUUAAAUUGGAAUAUCCUCACAGGUGCGACUACCUGGAGAACGUGACCUCCGUCGACCUUACCCUUGGGAACUGCACGCUCUGCGGGACACAGAGGUCCCUAUCCAUUGUGGCGGAAGAGGAACAAUCUCUGUGCCUGGAGGAAGGAGCCGGUUCGUCAGGCUGCAUUUUGAACCAGUACCUGACCAACGUCUCCAGGCAGAUAUCGGCGAAGCUCGUGGGAGACGUGGAGAGGAAUUCCAGGAGCCUCCGCGUCCAGGACUGGAAGUGUCCCCAGGUGUCUCUGGAGUCCAUAGACCUGGCAGCAGCAGACGCCGUAUCCUACGAAACCGCGAAAUCAGACUUGCAGCAGUACAACGGGGCUGCAAAUUGUACCUUGCAGUGCCAAGCCACAAUGCCCAGAGAUGCCCUCUGCUCGAAUAAGGUCACGGAAGAGAACAUCAACCCGAUGCUGACCUUCUGGUGUUACAUGUUGGUACGCGUUCUCAACGCAAUGACCCUAGCCACCAGCUUCACGCUCUUCGAUGGAGCGGCCAUCGCAGUGGUGCGGGAACACAAGGGAGACUAUGGAUUGCAGAGGCUCUACGGAAACCUUGGAGGGAUAGUCCUGACUCCAAUUUCAGGUCAGCUCAUCGACCACUUCUCCAGCGUCAACAAUUUCCAGGAUUACAGACCUGCCUUCUACGUCUACUGCUGCCUGAAGGAGCUGGCAGCCAUCAUAAUCCUCUUUGUGGACCUGGAUUUCCGCCAGCCCUCCAACAAGGUGAUCAAGGACUUCCGGAUGCUGAUCAAGAAGCCUGAGAUCGUCUCUUUCCUGACUGUGAUGUUGAUCACCGGUACCUGCUUCGGGCUCUUGGACACCUUCCUCUUCUGGCUCCUGCAGGACCUAGGGGCCACCAAGUUCCUCAUGGGCAUAACGGUCACGGUCGGGAACCUUGCCGGCAUACCGGUGCUUAUAGCCUCCGGUUACAUCUUCAAGAAGUUGGGCCUAGCUAACACCAUCGCCUUCGGCAUGGUCGUGUAUUUCGUGAGAAUGAUAGGAUACUCGUUCCUGACGAACCCUUGGUGGUGCAUGCCCUUCGAGAUGCUCGAGUGCUUCACCGUCUCCCUCCUCAGCGCUGCCGCCGUGUCCUACGCCGCGGAUCUGGCCACGCCCGCGACGCUGGCCACCCUCCAGGGGGUUUACGGAGGGUUGCAUUAUGGCGUGGGCCGGGGCGUUGGAAGCCUCCUGGGCGGCUUCCUGAUGAAACCCUUGGGCGUAAGGGAUACCUUCAGGCUGACGGGCGCCAUUUCCCUCGUGGGCGGCGUCGUCUACUUCGUCGUCAACAAGAUCUACUUCCAGAGGUUCCAGGACGAGAGGGAGAGGGUCCAGGAGGCGGAAAAGAAGGCAAAGGAGGCGGAGAAGGGGAAUAUUAAGAAAGAAGGAGAGAAAAUGGAAGAGGAGACGAAGAAGAAGACGACGGAGAUGAUAGAAAACGGAGCCGCGACUCCGGAGGGAUUCAAUGGCGACGGGAGACUCAACGAAAAUUCCGAGGUCGAUCAAACCAAAGAAGGAGGUUCUUCCGUCGCGCCAGCGCAUAGUAAUGCCGCCUAUGUCAAAGACGAAUGAUAGAUUGAUAUAUUCUUAAUUUAUUUCACAUCCAGGGGGCGUCGGGGGACCAGCUUUUACCUGCCACGCCCACCCCUUUUUUUUGGGGGUGAUUCGUAGGAGCCGGAAAUGUGAUAAGUGGUGCUGCUAGUCUUAUAGACAUAUGCUAGAAGGUUUUUGAGGAAUCUGUAAAAAUAAUUAUGGCAAAAAUGGCGAUUAUAGACUUCCCAUUGUCGUGGAGACCGGUUAUACAGGCUUGAUUGGCCACUAUAGACACUCGUAUACUUAUUUAAAAGCAACAUAUAGGCCUAUAUAUGUCUUGUCUUCCAAUACUUAACUGUUUUGUAGGCCCAUUUGCCUCAAUUCUCCUAAUAAACAAAACUGUUUUGAAUCCCUUUCUUGGGUUAGAUUCACAAAUGUAUAAAGAACGUUACCAAUUCCAAUAGAUUACGUGUAUGAUGUAAUAGAGUAUAGGCCUACUCCUCGUUGUUAUAGGCCUAGCGAGACGUUUUCUGUUACCAAUUUCAAAAGGAAAUUACUCUCUUUCUUUAUUAUACUUCUACUCUUUUAGGCCUAAUUAAUACUCCGUGACUUGUUGAAAAGACGUAGUAUAUAGAUUUUUUUAUAAGUCCCAGACAGACAA
Molecule: messenger RNA, 2774 nt
Organism: Macrobrachium nipponense
Lineage: Eukaryota; Metazoa; Arthropoda; Malacostraca; Decapoda; Palaemonidae
Product: major facilitator superfamily domain-containing protein 6-A-like
Exons: 11
Coding region: 146-2152 (668 amino acids)
Cellular component (GO): membrane
Source: RefSeq, a predicted model, not a curated record